UUUGCUCUCAUUACCUCUUUCUUUCUAAAUCAUUCAUUCUCAGAGUCUUCUUCUACACUUGGGAGAUGCUCAGGUGGGAGAAAUCAAGAAAAGAAGAGGGAUAUGGGCAUGAGCGUAAGAACCCAUCUUUCUCCUCGAGUCUUCUCGAUGAAAUUUAUCGUUCAAUAGAUGCCGGAGAGGCCGAGCGAGGAGAAUUGGGUUUGUACGGGAAAAGAAUGCAGAGGAGCAAUGGCGGUACUGUUACUGGUAAAGAAAACAGAGCAAUGGAAGAUGACGAAAUGAAGAGUCUUCAGCGAGCUUGCAUGAUCCAGAAAUGGAUGGAGAAGAAGGUUACCGACAAGGUCGUCGUCGUCGAGCACCGGAGGAAAUUGGUACCGGAGUUUAAUCAUAGAAUUAAAGCAGCACAUUACGAUCACGAUGCUCUGUUCUUCAGUUCGUCCUGUAGUUCCUCGGAUUCUAGCUUCGGAGGAUUUUCAUCCUCCGAAACUGAAUCAGCUUAUGGAGCAAAAUCACAGAGGCCUAAAUCAGUUCCGACAAGAGAACUGAGAAAAUCAGAGAAAAUAGAAAGAAUAGGGAGAACAGGGAGGCCUCCAAUUUCUCACGAACGGAGGGAAUUGCGCAUAAUCGAUGACUACCGUCACAACUCUGUUUUUACAGAGCAAGAGCCAAAGACCGACGAAUCCUUCAUCAAGUCCAAAUCUCGAGCUCUGAAGAUUUACAACAAUUUGAAGAAGGUGAAGCAGCCGAUUUCCCCCGGAGGUCGCCUCGCCACAUUCAUAAAUUCCCUUUUCACGGCGGGGAGCGCGAAGAAGUCCAAGAGCUCAUCCCCGCCGGAAAAUUUUGCCGACGACGAGAGAAAAUUCGCAGCGCCGGGGUCGAAUUGCUCGUCGGCGUCCUCGUUCUCGAGAUCGUGUCUGAGCAAAAGCUCGGGAAAAUCCUGCAAUGGGGUAAAACGGUCGGUGACAUUUUACCCAGUUAGCGUGAUCGUCGGCGAGGACUCGCGGCCGUGCGGGCAUAAAUGCUUGCACGAGGGAGAAGAUGCAAUGGAGGUACUAAAGACGGAGGCGGCAAAGGUGAGGAGAUCGCCGUCGAGGGAAAUUUUGAAAGUUAAUUAUCAUCAAGUUCAGAACAAUGAUCACUUGAUGAUGGGGGGUGAUGAUGAGGAAGAUGACGCAGCGAGCUAUUCGAGUUCUGAUCUGUUUGAGCUCGAUCAUCUUGCGUUGGUUGGAAGCAAUCACAGGUACAGGGAAGAGCUUCCGGUGUAUGAAACUACUCAUUUCGAUACCAAUCGCGCCAUUGCCCAUGGCUUGAUUGUUUGAUAUAUUACUUCUGUAGUGUAUAAGACUGAUGAAUUUAUAUAUAUGAUCGUUUAAUAUACAUGAUUUGGUGAGCUAA
Malania oleifera is the source of this 1395-nucleotide messenger RNA. RefSeq names its product protein BIG GRAIN 1-like A. The transcript has 2 exons. NCBI's taxonomy places the organism in Eukaryota, Viridiplantae, Streptophyta, Magnoliopsida, Santalales, Ximeniaceae. Gene Ontology annotation, biological process: auxin-activated signaling pathway. The record is from RefSeq and is a predicted model, not a curated record. The coding region runs from base 66 to 1319 and encodes 417 amino acids.